Messenger RNA from Lagopus muta (rock ptarmigan), 3574 nucleotides. It is a transcript of the gene TMEM117, whose product is annotated as transmembrane protein 117. Bases 147 to 1685 code for a protein of 512 amino acids. The record is from RefSeq and is a predicted model, not a curated record. The transcript has 8 exons. Gene Ontology annotation, biological process: intrinsic apoptotic signaling pathway in response to endoplasmic reticulum stress. Lineage: Eukaryota; Metazoa; Chordata; Aves; Galliformes; Phasianidae.
GCCGUUCCGAGCCGCCGCCGGCCGCUCCGCGCCGAGCCGAGCCGCCGAGAGACGCUCCGAGCCGAGCCGCUGAGAGUGAGCCGCAGCAGCCGCGCGCGCGGCGCGGACCCCGGCGACGACAAAGAGCAGCUCUGAAGUACCUGAGGAUGGAUAAAGACUUCCGCUACUACUUCCAGCACCCGUGGUCUCGCUUAGUUGUGGCUUACCUCGUGAUCUUCUUCAACUUCUUAAUAUUUGCCGAGGACCCGGUGUCUCACAGUCAGACAGAAGCCAAUGUGAUUGUUGUCGGGAACUGCUUCUCCUUUGUAACCAACAAGUACCCCGAGAGCGGCGGCUGGAGAUGCCUGAAGGUGCUGCUGUGGCUGCUGGCCAUUCUCACAGGGCUGAUCACUGGGAAAUUCCUCUUCCACCAGCGCCUCUUUGGUCAGUUGCUCCGUCUGAAAAUGUUUCGAGAGGACCACGGGUCUUGGAUGACAAUGUUCUUCAGUACCAUCCUCUUCCUCUUCAUUUUCUCUCACAUUUAUAAUCUAUUCCUCAUUAUGGCAGGGAAUAUGAGUGCAUACAUUAUAACAGACUUCAUGGGCAUCAGGAAUGAAAAUUUUAUGAAGGUAGCUGCAGUUGGGACUUGGAUGGGAGAUUUUGUCACAGCAUGGAUGGUCACUGACAUGAUGCUUCAGGACAAACCCUACCCAGAUUGGGGAAAGUCAGCCAGAGCUUUCUGGAAGAAAGGGAACGUUAGGAUCAUUUUAUUCUGGACAGUUCUAUUUACCCUGACCUCCGUAGUUGUGCUUGUCAUCACUACCGACUGGAUCAGCUGGGACAAGUUGAAUCGUGGAUUUCUGCCAAGUGAUGAGGUCUCAAGAGCAUUCUUGGCUUCUUUUAUCUUAGUGUUUGACCUUCUUAUUGUCAUGCAGGAUUGGGAGUUCCCACAUUUUAUGGGUGAUGUUGAAGUGAAUCUUCCAGGCUUGCCAUCUGCACACAUGCAGUUCAAAGUACCUUAUUUCCAGAAGAUCUUAAAAGAGGAGUAUCACAUUCAUAUAACAGGCAAAUGGUUUAACUAUGGGAUUAUCUUUCUUGUUUUAAUCUUGGAUCUAAAUAUGUGGAAGAACCAAAUAUUUUACAAACCUCACGAAUAUGGUCAAUAUAUCGGUCCUGGGCAGAAGAUCUACACCGUGAAGGACUCAGAAAGCUUGAAAGAUCUUAACAGAACUAAGUUGUCUUGGGAAUGGAGAUCCAAUAACACUAACCCAUUGACCAACCGGACCUAUGCUGAAGGAGACAUGUUCUUGCACAGCAGAUACAUAGGCUCUAGCCUUGAUGUCAAAUGCCUGGCUUUUAUUCCAAGUUUGCUGGCUUUUGCUUUGUUUGGUUUCUUCAUCUGGUUCUUUGGGCGAUUUCAAAAAACUGACCAAGGCAUGGAGAAUUUAGACAAAUCAUACACAAGAAUGAAACGAAAGUCACCGUCAGAUAUGGGAAUGACACGAGAAAACACACAGGUGUUAGUAGAAGAACCAUUAAGUUUUCAAGAACCACAUCUGGUAUCCAUAAAAUCAGACUUAAGUGAAAUAGUUUUUAAUUCUUCUCUCCUAACUUCUGAAAACUUGAACGCACAGUUGAGUGAACAAGAUAGCCCCUUACAACCAGUACCAGAGUCCGCUGUCCCUAAGAGUAACCCUACAACAUAGAGUCAAAUACCCAGGAAAAUCAGUUUAAAUAAGCAGUUGCUGUCAGAGUUCAGUUUUACCUUUUGUAAGUUAAGAUUUACAUAGUGUUUAGAAUAAGAAACUCAAUCUAUACCAAACGGUGCUCAGCAUGCUUUUUCUAGGGUUUUUUUUUUAAUUUGUAUUAGAGUACGUGCCUACUGUAUAUCUAACAUUCCUUUAUAGAUUGCUUCCCAAAAAUGCACAAGCUAUUUAUUAAUACAUUACCUUAAGUGUACAAUAGUGUAUUAGAUGAUUACUUGCAGGUAUAAAAUUCUACCAUGGUGGUGCCUUGAGACAUUAAACUGUUUUUUAACUCAACACCAGAUGUAUAGCACAGUUAUUCUGAUCUGUUUUGGAGUGCUUUUUGUAUAUGGUUAUUUUCAGAAUCAUUUGAUGUCUUAACAGAGGAGAUAAACACAGUUAUUCCUUGAGGAGAUUUUCAGUUAGAACAUCACAACUUGACUUUGUUAUUUACUCAUCUGUGGAGCCAGUGACUUUGAUGACCGGACUGCAGAGAAGCAUGUUGAUUACCUUUUAAUUUACGCUGGCUAGCUGCCAAACACAAAUACAGAUUCAUUAUGCGGUAAACAGUAGAGCGAUAAUACAGCAUGGGUCACUACUUAGAAAAAUAUGACUUUCUCCAUCAGUAACAGCAAUUAGGUGAUAAUGCCUAAUUAUAUUUUUCAUAAUUAAAGAUAAACUGCUCCUUGAUUAAAAAUUCUGCCCUUCACCUUUCAGAAACAGAGGUGAAAAUGCAUGGUUGAAGCAACUUGUUCCAUCAUCACACCAAACCUAUGUCACAUCAAAGAGCCAAUGGACUGAUUACAGUAAAGGAUGCAGAGCCCAUUAAAUCCUGUAUUCGUAUGGUUCGGGGCACGUAUGGUGAAACAGGCCAGAGAAAUGCACCACACACAGACACUCUGAACACAAUGAAGAAGUGUUUAGGAGUUUCAAUUAAACUAGAUUAAUACUUGAGUUGUUUUGUACACUUUUCUUUCUUCAUUCACUGUCCAUGAGUAAAUGUAAUGUGGAAUCAGAAACGUGCUGAAGUAUUUAUUUUGAAGUAUUUAUUUUGGAAGGGGACUUUGGAAUUCUUUGCUGUAUGAUCAAACUAUACACAUUAGAGAGCCUGUGUAUCUAGAACAUCAGAAAGACUGUGAUUUGCCUCUAAUUCAAUUCUAUAAAUUGUUGUUACAAGUUACUAAAUAAUAAGUAAUUUUUAAGUCUGAGCUAUUUCCCUGUCAUUAACUUGCCGUGUUUUGUCUCUGUGACUUUUUUACCUCCAUUGUUUUGAUCUAUCUGCUUUUAAGUUUUUGGAAUGCUGAAUUUAGUAUGCAUAAUAGGACUAUGCAUUUAUUAACUGUCACUUGAGAGCCAAUUCUAAUAAAUAGACUAUUGUUUAUUAUGAGGCAGGGGCAUAUUAUGUUAGUUUUGGAGUUUAAAAAAGAAAUUCAACAUGGCUGUCCUCCUUAGAAUCAUAAAUAUUUCUGGCACUAGAAAAGACAGUAAACUCAAAAUCAAAUAUUUUGCUUAUGAAAUAUUUAUUAUUAUAUCAAGCAAAAUCUCACUUUAUAAUCAAAACAAAUGUUUUCCCAUUAAAAAUGUGGAUAAAAAUAAUUCUGUUAUUAGCUUUUGCCUACUGCAGUCUAUAAAUCUGUUUAUGUAACCGAAAACAGACUAUUAAUUAGUAAUAGUAAAACACUGUGAGAGCCUACCUGUGCUAUGUAAGAGGUGACUGUAGCGAUACUUGACUUUCAAGCAGAAUUUGAUUUUGAUUUAAAAAGUGAGAUCAUAUGUUAAGUGGGUACAGAAAUAGCUGAUUGAUUUUGCAGAUACAUGCUUCUCUGAAUGUUUUGGGCAAGAUAAACCCA